Molecule: messenger RNA, 1830 nt
Organism: Camelina sativa (false flax)
Lineage: Eukaryota; Viridiplantae; Streptophyta; Magnoliopsida; Brassicales; Brassicaceae
Source: RefSeq, a predicted model, not a curated record
UGUUCUGUCUGUAUCUUGUCAGAGGAAGAUGUUUCAGUUUUCAAAGAUCAAAUUCUGUUUCCCACUCUCUACUACAUUCAUCAAGAGAUACUCCUCGUUUCAACCUACUAAACCAGUGAUCGACAAGGCUUCAAUCGAUGGGGAGCUUAGAGUUUUCAUCGUCUCCGGCGAAGUUUCUGGCGAUAACAUCGGCUCUCGUCUUAUGUCCUCGCUCAAAAAGCUCUCUCCUUUACCCCUCCGUUUCAAUGGAGUUGGAGGAUCCUUGAUGUGCAAGCAAGGGUUGACUCCAUUGUGUCCAAUGGAGGAUUUGGCUGUAAUGGGUAUGUGGGAGCUUUUGCCACAUCUGUAUAAAUUCCGUGUGAAGUUGAAGGAGACCAUUGAUGCUGCGGUUAAGUUUAAUCCACAUGUUGUUGUGACUGUUGAUUCAAAAGGCUUCUCUUUUCGUCUACUUAAGGAGUUACGAGCUAGAUACAAUCAGCAGCGUUUGGAAAAUUGUCCGGUGCAUUUUCACUAUGUGGCACCGUCGUUCUGGGCUUGGAAAGGAGGAGAGUCAAGACUCGGAGGUCUCUCUGAAUUCGUUGAUCAUCUUUUCUGUAUUCUUCCAAAUGAGGAGAGGGUUUGUAGGGAACAUGGUCUCGAAGCAACCUUUGUUGGACAUCCUGUUCUUGAGGAUGCUACUGAGUUCAACAUUACAAGGACGUCCAAGCCAGAAGAAUCAAAGCUUGAAGGCUUGAGUUUAAGCAAAUACUCACUACCUUCUGACUCCACAGUCAUUUCGGUGCUACCUGGGAGCAGAUUACAAGAAGUUGAAAGAAUGCUACCUAUAUUUUCCAAAGCAAUGAAGCUACUCAAAGAGCCAUUUCCAAAACUAGUAACGCUCAUCCAUGUCGCUUCCAAUAGUCAAGUUGAUCAAUACAUUGGAGAAUCCCUCCAUGAGUGGCCAGUUCGAGCAAUACUAGUCCCGAGUGGAUCCACUCAGCUUAAAUAUGAUGCCUUUGGCGCGAGUCAGGCUGCGUUAUGCACUUCAGGAACAGUUGCUUUUGAGUUGCAGCUCGCUCGUCUGCCUUCCCUUGUCGCUUACCGAGCACAUUUUUUGACCGAGUUAAUAAUCCGUUACAAAGCAAAGAUACCUUAUAUUUCUCUCCCAAACAUUCUCCUAGACUCACCAAUCAUUCCUGAAGCUUUGUUUCAAGCCUGCAACCCUUCAAAUCUCGCCUCAACACUAGAGAGACUGCUCUUGGAUGAAAAGAUGAGAGAAAGACAAGUUGUUGCUGCUGAAAAGUUGAUGCGGCUCUUGCAUCCGUCAGAAAGCGAACUAAGCAACAUGAUUCAUUGUGGUGAUUUGGAAUCUCAUCGAUAUACACCAAGCAUUCUAGCAGCUUCGACCAUUCUUAGUUAUGCCAAGCGUUGAAAUCACUCAUGAAGCAUACUAAGUACCUCCCUUGUUUAAUACUAUACGCUUAGUUCAAGCCAGCUCUGUUAUUAUUAUUAUUGUUUGCAUGUUGGAAUGUGUUUGAUAAGAGUUUUAAAAUCGGAUUUCGUUGGAUCAGAGAUGAAAUUUGAUGUUUCUCUUAAAAGGAGUUUACUCAGCUUUUCUUUGCAGGCUUGGCCUAACUAGUGUAACGGUAGUAUUAUGCUGUCAAGAUAGAAUACAUAACAAUGGGAGAAUAAGGAUUAAAGGAGACAAAGAUGUUUCCGUAAACAUAGAUAGAUGCAAAACACCAAAGCCACAAAGAUUCAUCAUCUCAUGUGUCUCUCAAACCCCAAACUCUCUCAAGCAAUGCACCAAUCUCCAUGUACAAAAAAAAAAAAAAAAAAAAAAAAAAAAAA